AUGUUAACAUGUUGUAACAAAACAAACACAAACGCGUGUAAUGAGCCGCAUGUGUCAAUCAUCAAUCAAAGCAAAAUAAAAAUAAAAAGUGAGUGAUUGAUUUUUCAGGUUGUUUUUUUAUUCUCCAUUGUCAGACGUGAAUUAAUUCAAGUUAAGAGAGCAAAUAGUCAGUGUUUACCAGCCCGCCUAAUAGAAAACUUCAUCUAGUCACUAAUUUCUGUAAAAAGAAUACAAUGACCGCUUGUAGUGAAAUCUUUGGAAAAUUAGAAGAGUUCAAAACAUCUGUUUCUGAAUCACUACAUGAAAUUUCUGAACUCAAUGCGACCUGCAAAGUUAUGCUUGAAAAAUACCUGAGGGACACGGCUUCUUUGGAUCACCUUGCAGCUGUUAGAACACAGGCUGUAAUAGACUACAUGUAUGAGCAAGUGAACAUUGGAAACUGGAAGGAGGUAAAGCCUUAUCUCAGGAAAACGAUAACCAUCGCGUCGUAUAUAAAGUUGCUGGCUAUCACGAAAUCUUCUGAGAACGCGACCGAAAGCUUAGUCAAGGAUCUGUUCAAGAUCAUUGACUUUGGCAUACUGUUUGGAUGCCCUGUAGAUGGAAACCCUGAUUUAUUGCAAACAUGCGCAACACUACUGAGUUCAUUUAAUUUGAUCACACAUGAUCUGAGUGAAACUUCUAGUCAGAAUCAAGGGACUGUUGAGGUUGAUAUCACAAAGUAUAAUGCACAACCAAUUGAGGUGAUAGAUUGUCCUAGCAUGGAGAACUUUUACAGAAACUACAUACUAGCAGAGAAGCCAGUUAUAUUAAGAAACUGUAUCAACCACUGGCCAGCGUUGAGUAAAUGGCGAGAUCAAAACUACUUCAUAAAACUGGCUGGGCCCAGGACUGUUUCAAUCGAAAUUGGGCGUGAUUAUACAGAGAAAGAUUGGACCCAAAAGCUGAUGACAAUUGAGGAAUUCAUUAAGGACUUUGUCUACCAAUCAAAUGGCCCCACAGGCUAUCUGGCCCAAUAUCAGUUAUUUGAGCAAAUUCCAGAACUAAAGAAAGACAUUGCAGAGCCUGAAUACUGUAGCUUCGCUGACACUAACGAGGCAGUUGAUAUGAUGGCGUGGUACGGACCCAAGGGCACAAUUUCUCCACUGCACUAUGACCAUAAACGUAACUUGUUCACUCAAGUUGUUGGCGAAAAACAAGUAUUCUUAUUCUCUCCUCAAGACACAGAGAACUUGUAUCCUCAUGAACAUGAGUUGCUACACAACACAGCACGAAUAGACCCUCGGUUCCCUGAUUAUGAAAAGUAUCCUAAAUACAAAGACGCUAAGGUAUACUGUUGCGUGCUGCGUGCAGGACAGAUGCUGUACAUUCCUCCAAAAUGGUGGCAUUAUGUGGAGUCACUAUCAAUAAGUUUCUCCGUAAGUUUCUGGUGGAAGUGAAACUGCAAGAAGUUUCCGUCAACUUGGUGACUUAGGAUAAGCAGAAAAAAGAGGUGAAAAGUAGUGGUUUUACCUCGCAUCCUAGUUCCAGAUAUGAAAUCAAAGUCCUCCUUCCUCGUCGGGUCGAAGAAAGCCAUCUUGC
Messenger RNA from Ostrinia nubilalis (European corn borer), 1578 nucleotides. It is a transcript of the gene JMJD5, whose product is annotated as bifunctional peptidase and arginyl-hydroxylase JMJD5. Gene Ontology annotation, cellular component: nucleus. The record is from RefSeq and is a predicted model, not a curated record. Lineage: Eukaryota; Metazoa; Arthropoda; Insecta; Lepidoptera; Crambidae. The coding region runs from base 234 to 1436 and encodes 400 amino acids. Gene Ontology annotation, molecular function: histone H3K36 demethylase activity. The transcript has 2 exons.